GACCAUGUAUAUCUGUCUGUAACUAUGGUAAAUAUAAAACUAAUUUAAUUUGUGCUUACCUUUCAAAUGAAUAUACAUUAUUGACAUAAGAAUGACAUAGGAGACAGAGUGCCAUAAAUUUCAUACUGUUGUAAAGUUAAACGAAAACUUUUAAAAUGGGUUUUGGAAAAGGCGUAAGAAUUGAUAUAAGCCUAAUUAUGAAAAUUAUUGCAUUAGUUUGUUGUGCAUGUGCUUUAGGAUUAAGUUUGAAUGGCACGGGUGCUAAUGGAAGAGUUUGGGCCACGUUUAAUUGUUUUAAAUUUGCUACUGGCGGCUAUAUGAUAGUUUUAGCCAUAUUUAUAGGUUGGGCUAUAGUCAAAUAUGAUGUGGAUAAACUAUUUGCGGGUUGCAUUUUGGCAUUCGGUUUCAUUUACAAUGUAGGAGCUGGUGCAGCUCUUAUUAGUUAUUAUGUUGAUUAUAAAGAUGAUAUUCUGACUUGUGUGGGAGGAGCAUUGGAUUUAGCGGCUGGUAUAGUUAUGCUUGUAGAUACCCUGCAUUGUUUUGGACUAUUUUAAGUAUGUAAUGUAACUAUCACUGAAAGAUCAGCUAUGUAUAUAAUCUAUAUAUGUAUUUGCCAAUGUAUUAUCAGGGUUAUUUAUAAUAAAGUUCUAAAG
Molecule: messenger RNA, 653 nt
Organism: Sitophilus oryzae (rice weevil)
Lineage: Eukaryota; Metazoa; Arthropoda; Insecta; Coleoptera; Curculionidae
Exons: 3
Coding region: 156-554 (132 amino acids)
Source: RefSeq, a predicted model, not a curated record